AUGGAUUACUCACCCAAAAGUGAUUCUCUGGAUCGGGUACAGCUGGAGCAUUUUGACACUGAGCCGUGUUUGAAUGCCAUGGAUGGCAGGAGGGCCCGCCCACCCACCGCCCGACGCGGACCGCCCCCACCACCCCCAACCACCACCCGCCCGCCCACGGAUGCAUCCAGGGACCACUCCCGACCCAAGGAGCAAGGCGCGGGGGCCCGGCACCGCCCCCGGGGAGAGAACCAGCACCGCACCGGACGGGCCCGCACCAGGCGCCGGCCACCAGCAGACGCCGGACCGGACAGUAAUGAGAGCCCACCCAGGCCCGGGCAGACGAGGGAGGCAAGGAGGCGGUGGUACUGCAAGGCAUAUGUCCCGGCGCGCAUCGGGAACCAGGGGACGCGAAGGGCCACCCGCCCGAACCCCAGGAUGGGCCCCACCAACACACAUGAGCGCGGACCGCCACGAGCAGUCAAUCCCCCAUCGGGACCCCCUAGCAGAGGGCCCAUAAACCACAGCCGGUCAGGAGGCAGAACCCCGGCAGGAACCCACAGAGCCCCCAGGGCGCCACCCGGCCCACCCGCCACGGGGCCGCGGGACCCCCCGGACACCGGGAACCCAGCCAAACCACCAUGA
Messenger RNA from Epinephelus fuscoguttatus (brown-marbled grouper), 624 nucleotides. Its product is annotated as basic salivary proline-rich protein 2-like. The record is from RefSeq and is a predicted model, not a curated record. The transcript has 2 exons. The coding region runs from base 1 to 624 and encodes 207 amino acids. Lineage: Eukaryota; Metazoa; Chordata; Actinopteri; Perciformes; Serranidae.